UUCGCGGCAUUAUUAUUGUUUCAACCCCAGCUUUCCGAGCUAAUUUUCUAUCCACACAGCUCUAAAUAAGUGUGCGUCCAUCGAGCCGCAGCUCCCCACGUCGACAACUGUCCAUCGCGGAGGAAUCCUUUGCCCAUGGCAUACGUUGUGCCGACCACUUCCAAACUUUCUUAUCAUUAUGCCAAGUUUACGACCGGUCUAUUCCGAUGAUACUGCAAUUGCCGCAAUGAUGGAAAAAGAGGCUGCUUUUUUGUCAUCGACACCCCUGGAAAGAUAUAUAACUCAUUCGCUGCAAACCAGCUGGUUUGCCUUUCACGCUCACACAAUCUAAAACCAUGCUUCGCGUUCUCUGCUUCUGCGGUUUUACAGGGAACAAGUAUAUCUUUGCCCAGGAACUUUCACGUCUUCGAGCCUUAUGUGCCGACAGUGUCGAAUUUGUAAUCCUCGAACCGCCCAUGAUCGUUCAUCCCGUCGAUUUCCCUCUUGAGUUCCAAGCUGCAAGGGAGUCAACAGGAUGGACGAUUGAGAGAACUGUAGAGACGACACCCAGGGCGUGGUUUGACGGUGGUGCAGAUUGGCACGGUGAUAGAGGUUUCACCGACAGCGUGGCGUACGUUCACAAGUUCCUCACUGAAAAUGAACCUUUUGAUGGCUUCUUGGCAUUCUCUUCGGGAGCAACAUUGGCUUUUGUAGUUGUGGCCCUUCUAAUGAAGGGCGCUCAACAUUCAGACCGCUACUUCCCUUUCCACCCAAGACUCCAAAAACCCAGGUUCUUCAUCAACACAUCUGGCUUCUUCAUAGGCGGCCACUCGACGCCUCAUCCUUCUUACGCCCCUCUCUUCCCGCUGCCAGCUUCGUUCCCGACCCUGCACGUUAUCGGCAAGAAUGAUACUAUUGUCCCGCAUGUUGAGACCGAGUUUAUGACGAAGAUGUGCUUGAAUAAGAGGGUCGAGUGGCACAUGGGCGACCAUUUUGUGCCCAUGAAAGCCUCCUGGAGAGGUUUCUUCAAGGAUUACAUCGAAUCGUUCCUCCCUGGUGGCGCCGACGGGGAGGGCAUACCUCAUCCUAACGAAUUCUCGCCUUCUGUCAUCUCCCAGCUCCGAUCAGUGAGGAUCCAGUCUCAACUCGAUAGUGGCUUUAUGCUUCCCUCCGUCGCCCACGUCUCGGCAGAAAAGGGGCUCAACCAAAAUUCCCGAGUCAGGUUAGUGAUCGCCCCCUUGCAGGUCAAGACCGUGGGUGUCCCCGUGUAUGUUCUGAAUCAGGGAGUUGUGUAGAGCGCGGUUGUGGCGUUUGCCAGUCCUCAUGGCCGUUUUGUAAAAGUGCCCUGUUCUCUUUCUUGGGUUCCAAGUGUAUCGCAUUUAACGAUUAGAUGACAACCAUGAAUGACCUCUGGAGCGCUCCACAAUGUUCACAAGCCAUAGGAGACAGCGUUGUCGCUUUUGACCAUCAUAGAAAUUGCUCGCUGGUGCAUUCGCCAGUUCCCA
Molecule: messenger RNA, 1484 nt
Organism: Cryptococcus deneoformans JEC21
Lineage: Eukaryota; Fungi; Basidiomycota; Tremellomycetes; Tremellales; Cryptococcaceae
Product: expressed protein
Exons: 10
Coding region: 336-1274 (312 amino acids)
Cellular component (GO): nucleus; cytoplasm
Source: RefSeq, a predicted model, not a curated record